AUGCUUGCUGGUGGUUUGCUGCUGGUCAUUGGCUGGACGCGUGCCUCCGCGUCUCUUGGCGUGAGAUUCGAUCAGCGCCUAUUCAUGCAAGUGGUAGAUGCUUCUCGAGUAAGAGCGGUGAGAGACAGAAACACAAGGCUCGUCAUCCCCGAGCGCCGCCCCAGCGUGCAAAUCUUUACGCUUGAGCCGCCGCCGCCAUGGUAUCAAGACGAUCCUCGGUGCAGGCCGUACGCACCGCGGUGGCAGACGCUCCAGGCCCCGCGAGUCGCGCCCAGGGACAGCGACGUGGGUUGGUGGUACUUCCGGGCUGCUCACACCGUCGCUCCCUCGUGGGACGCCAACAACCCGUCGGCGUAUCUCGUCGCCAGCGGCUUGUGGACCGCCUGCAAACAGUCGCGCCAGGUGAUGCAGGAGACGUACGAGACGGUGAUCUGGGACGCGUAUCGACACAUGUUCCCUGACCAAGUCAAGUUCGCUCCGGACACUGAACGGGACGAGCUGGCGCGCAUGCCGGCGACGCUCCACGUCCGGGACCGGGGCAAGGACCGCUACUUCACCGUCUUCCCAAACGACGACCUGUUCUACUUCCAGUCGAUGCACCUCGGCUCUUGCCCCUGGACCUUUCCCACGCCUAUCGGACUGGCAGUCCAUGUGCCGCCCGAUGGCUUCAUCUGGUUCAUCGACUACAGGCUCCGGCGGCGGCCCUAUGUGCCCACCCGCGCCGAGCGAGACGCGGACGAGUCGCGGUUCGCCUUUUACGGCAGCGACCGCCGCUACGUCGAGGUCAUGGGCGUCAUGCCGCCGGCCUUUGACCAGUAUUACAUGCUACUACAACUGACGCUGCUCCCCAUGCUUGACCCUCCGCCUCUGUCGCCCUUUGCUCCCGGUCUUGGACAGAAUUGGAGAUGGGUCGAGGAUAGGCGCCGAGGGGCCGGGUUGAAGCUCAAUGGCGCCUAUUAA
Messenger RNA from Trichoderma citrinoviride, 960 nucleotides. RefSeq lists its product as hypothetical. NCBI's taxonomy places the organism in Eukaryota, Fungi, Ascomycota, Sordariomycetes, Hypocreales, Hypocreaceae. The record is from RefSeq and is a predicted model, not a curated record. The transcript has 5 exons. Bases 1 to 960 code for a protein of 319 amino acids.